Messenger RNA from Musca vetustissima, 402 nucleotides. RefSeq lists its product as uncharacterized. Bases 1 to 402 code for a protein of 133 amino acids. Gene Ontology annotation, molecular function: nucleic acid binding. NCBI's taxonomy places the organism in Eukaryota, Metazoa, Arthropoda, Insecta, Diptera, Muscidae. The record is from RefSeq and is a predicted model, not a curated record. The transcript is spliced from 2 exons.
AUGUAUCGUCAUGUUUUAAUUGAAGAUAGAGAUCUCAGAUUAUGGUUUGCCGCGAGGCGUGGGCUCCCCAAGAGGAUCUACUGCGACAACGCGACGGAUUUCGUGGGAGCCAGUAGAGAGCUGAGGAAGCUUCAGGAGAAGUUCCUAGCAGACCGAGAAACCUUGGAGCAAUACGCUGCCUCGUUGAACGUGCAAUUCAACUUCAUUCCUCCGACGGCGCCUCAUUUCGGAGGGCUGUGUGAAGCUGCCGUAAAACAGGAAAAGUUCCUGCUUCUACGAGCUGUCGGCAAAGUGCCUCUGACACAAGAAGAGAUGGUCACAGAGCUCGUAGAAGUAGAGGCGGUGCUAAACAGUCGCCCCAUAGCACCGCUGUCUCCAGACCCGACGACGGAGAAACUCUGA